Molecule: messenger RNA, 1065 nt
Organism: Mytilinidion resinicola
Lineage: Eukaryota; Fungi; Ascomycota; Dothideomycetes; Mytilinidiales; Mytilinidiaceae
Exons: 6
Coding region: 1-1065 (354 amino acids)
Source: RefSeq, a predicted model, not a curated record
AUGCAUCACGGCGCAAGGGGCCAUCGACCACCCGCUAUCUUGCACGCUGUCGUGACCCGGACCACAACGCGUCCCCCGAGACAAAAAUCGUCUCUUCUGGCAAGGCAAUCGGAUGCAUACUCCACAGAUCAUAUCGUUCUCCUAGACAGACCGGCUGGCCGCAUUCCGGUUAGGGAGCUUCAGCAAGACCUCCUCGUGAAGGGAAACACACCAGCUAGCAAAAGUCGGCGGCCUUCUUGCUACAGUAUGAGUCCGGUGGACAUUGAACCCCGUCCAGUAUCCACCCUGAUGCGCAUCUCCGGUACGAACAACUCCGCGAAAACUUUUCAAACUUUUGAUCGAGGGGUACUGUCCUCCCAACCACCCACUUCCCCUCAAUCCAAGCUGAAACGAUCAGCUGAUGAUAACGAUGGAUACUACUGGUAUACGAGGCACGGGCAAUUCCAAGGCCACGACUACACUGCGGUAUGCCCACAGGUAAACUCACUACAUCACACAAUCCAUGAACUCCGAGAACAAGACUCGCCCAAAGACUGCCUUCUCAUCGACCAGUCCCUGGAUGGGACACCCUCUGGAAAGUGUUCGCCCCAAGGCACGCCCGCUCAAAGUCCAGCCCCUAGUUGGGGCACCCUCGGAGAAGGCAUACCAAGGGGCAAAUCGUAUACUCCAAGACUAGGAUUUUCCGACGCAAGGAAAACGAACCGGGCGGAAGACGACAUCUCAAGACGACACAACAAGAAGAGCACACAAACCUGCUUUGAUGGAGCUAACGGCAACCAUGUUACUGGGAAACGAGACUGGGAGCCAUUGGCGAUACCCCAUGACAAAAGGAAACUGGGGGUUACUUCGAUUAGGGUCCCAAGCCCGAGACAACACAACGACAGGAGCUUGCAACGUAAGUUAGGGGAGCCAUUGACAACAUCCCGCGGACAAUGGAAAUUUGGGGUUACUUUGAGCUGGGUUCCCAAGCCAGAGACAACACAACGACGAGAGCUUCAAACCUGCUUUGGGAAAGUCAUUGGCAAUUCCCCGGAGACAAAGGAAACUGGGGUCACUUUUGAAUAG